AUGCCGGCGGCGGCCGCGAGGACAGGCGGGUCCGGGCCGCCGGCGGCCACUGCCUCCGCGCUCCCUCACGCCGGCCUUUUCGCCCGGCGCCCGCGAGCCGCCGCCGCCGCCGCCGCCGCGGGGACCGACGAGCGGGCAGGCGGGACGGGCGGGGCGGGAGCCCGGGUUGUGACGCACGCGACCGCGGGCGUGCGCGCCCCCGCCGACCGCCGGCCCCCAGUGCGCGUGCGCCGCUGGGCCGCCCGCCGGUCCUGUGCAGUCUCGGGUCGAGUCCCGGGAAUGAGUGGUCUACGGCUUAAGGGAGUCUUUGGUUCUUCCCACUCAGCCGGCAAGACCUUUCACAUAUUGUUUCAACAUCCGACCAAGCCUUCCAAGUAUUCCAGGAAUCAGCCCAUAUCCAGAAGAACUGUGUGUCACUCCCACUGCACCAUCACACCUGGGGAUCUGCCUGUUUCAAACAAUCCUACAACCAACCCUUUGGAGUGCCUUCAUUCAAGCCUGUCCAGCUACACCACUAGAGGUUACCAUGGCAACCAAACCCACAGACAGCAGGUAACCGGGAAACAGCUGCCACCAGAGGAAGAGAAACACCCAAACUCCCCCAGACUCCUCUGGGAGCCUGCUCUUGGCCCAGACCUCCCAGUGUAUAUACCUUCUGCCCUCUGAUACCCUCUGCAUACUGGGAGUGGGGGAAUGGACUCAGCCCAAGCAGCAACACCUCCCUCUUCUCUGCCCAAAAGUGAUCUCUAGGCCAUUCCACUCCCCUACCUAUCUCCUGGAACCUGUUGGUGAUCUGACUACCCCUGCAUGCCAGCCCCUCUGGUCCAGUCUUCCCAGCUCAUUUAGCAUCUACCACCAUCAGUUUCUCUUUUGCCUCAGAAGUGUUUAUGAGCCUCUGGGACAGGAAUGCUUGGUGAAAUGGGCUAUGUUUUCUCUGUCAUCACCCAAGCUGUCCCUCAGCCUCUAUAAUGCCUCCCUCAUGUGGCCACUGCCUUUGGUCCAGGAAGUCUGCUCUAUUUUAACAAGCAUCCAUGCCCCAGGAUGGAGUUAAUUCCCAGGCCACCUGUUUCUGCACCUGUGAGUCACCCUCUCCCCAGGACACUGUGUCCCAAGAAAGUAUCAGUUUCUGCAGCGGACCUUGGGUCAGCCUCGGAGACCCCUCAAGGAAAGAACAGACCCUGGGAAGCAAGGGAAAGGCUGGCUGGAGAGCCAUAGGCCUAUAUGCUCACCAGAGCAGAGAAAGCAGAAAAGAGAGCCCUCAGAGAACACCUGGUCCUGGGGCGUUCCCAGUACCUGUUGGGACUCUCUGCCACCUGUGGCCUCACUCACAGGCCAGUGGCCCAGCUUUGACCCUGUAGUGCAGACAUGCCUCCUGGAGCUUGGGCCAAGCAGUCCCAGGACAGCCUCUGAUAGCAUCACAACCCUUUCUUCAGGCCUGUGGACACCCAGACAUAACUCUGUCAUCUGCACUCUAUUAUCGAUCUGCCAGUGAUCUUGGCAGAUCAGCUUACCCGGUCUGAGCAUUGGCUUCCACAUCCAAAAGUGGGGUAAAAAUGCGUGCCCACUAAACAUCGAGUUACAUGGAGAUAAAGUAAUAAGAAUAGGGGCGCCUGGGUGGCUCAGUGGGUUAAAGCCUCUGCCUUCGGCUUAGGUCAUGAUCCCAAGGUCCUGGGAUCAAACCCCGCAUCGGGCUCUCUGCUCAGCGGGGAGCCUGCUUCCCUCUCUCUCUCUGCCUGCCUCUCUGCCUACUUGUGAUCUCUGCUUGUCAAAUAAAUAAAUAAAAAUCUUUAAAAAAAAAAAAAAAGAAUAAACCCAUGGAAAGGUUAGAAAGGGCACAGGGGCUUCAGCCUCAAAAGAACUGUAGAUAAAGAAUUGUAGGUGGAGAUAGUAUGACCUUACAACAGGAAAAUGGCACUACUGUUGCUUCUAAUAGGCUUGUUGCAACAUUCCACUCGCUGCCCCUCACCUUUGACCCAGUUAUACUCUUCUUUGUGCCUGGGUGAGGCUGUUAUCACCGGCUGGUUGUUUUAACACCUGCUGUCUGGCUUCUAAAUGCUGCCUGUGACAGAGAAAUUGUUGAGGAGGGCCCCAGCCCUACCCCCACCCUCACCCCCAUCACGGACAGCAGAGAUAUAUCAGGAACAGGUGGCAUUUCAAAGUGCAUCAUAAAAAGGAAGUGCCAGCCAGGAGGGACUUACUUACCAUCUGCUCUGCUCCCUUCACAAAUACGUCUCCUGGGGCUUCCCUAUUUGACUUAACACCUAUCCAACAACCAAAGGAGUAGAAAAAUCUAUCACCACUAACAUCAAGGAAACGAAACAUUCCAUUUUAAAAUGGAAGCUGUUUCAAAGGGCAAAAUAGCCAGACGCAAGGACUGUAAAAGUGAUCCUGAGCCAUGGGAAUGGCUGUCAUUUGGCUAGAAUGCAAAUGCACUCACAGGGGCUUUCAGGCAAAGGCUGAGGUUGCAGGAUUAUCUCAAGGACAGGGUGCUGCCAAGAGCUUCAAGAAACACUUAUGUGGCCUUCUCCAAACCAGGGAGAGAUUAAAUAAAGACAUCCUGCAGCAUUAGGGAGCAGGCAUAGCACUGAAUUAAUCUUCCUAAGCAGAGGGCACAUAAUUUUCAUCUCAGAACAAUGUUAUUUGUUGUUGUUUUUGCUUGACCAUAAUUCCUUUCUGGUCAUCCAAGAAUAUCUUCCCAGGAAUAAAGUGUCCUUCCUUAAACCCCCAAAUCUUUAGCUUCCUGCCAGGCUGGCCAAGCCCACUCUCAGAUGGGGGUGGGUCCUUUCCCCCUCAUCCCCUUAUUCAAGUAAUGGCACUAAAGCCUAAGUCCCAGGGUCUCUCUGCAGCUGCUGCAAGGUGGGAUGUACCAGCAGAACUCUAACUGUGACUGCCAGGUGGGACAAUGCCAGAGAAGCCCAGCUCUGGUAGCCUCACCAGCCACCAGACAAGGACAAAUUAACUGGGCUCCCUUACCUCCCCUGGAUGUACCUGUGCAUCACCAAUAGCCUAAUUAACAAAGCCCGGCUGGUGACAUCAGAUCACAGUGACCCCCAAACUCAUGAUAAGUCAGGAUUGCUUCUGGCUUUUAGAACAAUCAACUCUCUGUUAGCUCAGGGCAGAGAGGUGAAGAGUGAAAGGAAGGGCUGCAGGCUUGUACUGAGGGCUAUGGGAAUAGUUAGCAAUCAAGCUCCCCCACUUCCCCAUCAGGCAGUUGCUGCUAGGACAGUCAGGGAAGGCUGGGCUAGCCUAAACUUCCUCCUCUUCCUCCUCCUAAAUCCCCUGCCUGGAGCCACCAAGAAGGAUACCAGAUCCCUGACAACCUCCACCAAAGCCACAGGCUGCCUGCUGAAGUGACCCAGAAUCGAAAUAAUUUCACACAAUGCAAAAAUUAGAAACAAUAUUUAUUGUUUCCUGUUAAAAUAGGGCGCUCUCAUGAGAAAAGAGUGUGUGAAAAGAGCCUUUCCUACACCCCAAGCUUUGUCACUUAUCUCAGCAGGCUAGAACUGUUGAUUCAAAACCCUCCUCACUGUGUAGGAGGGAAAGCUCUCCAUCUACUCCUGGGAAAUUAG
Molecule: messenger RNA, 3569 nt
Organism: Mustela lutreola (European mink)
Lineage: Eukaryota; Metazoa; Chordata; Mammalia; Carnivora; Mustelidae
Exons: 5
Coding region: 1-666 (221 amino acids)
Source: RefSeq, a predicted model, not a curated record